Messenger RNA from Microplitis mediator, 6753 nucleotides. Its product is annotated as alpha-protein kinase 1-like. Lineage: Eukaryota; Metazoa; Arthropoda; Insecta; Hymenoptera; Braconidae. The coding region runs from base 1353 to 3800 and encodes 815 amino acids. The record is from RefSeq and is a predicted model, not a curated record. Gene Ontology annotation, biological process: regulation of transcription by RNA polymerase II. The transcript has 3 exons. Gene Ontology annotation, molecular function: RNA polymerase II cis-regulatory region sequence-specific DNA binding; DNA-binding transcription factor activity, RNA polymerase II-specific.
AUAUAUCUAUAUAUAUAUGCUUAUGUAGUACUGUUAAAGAUAAACAAAGUAAAGAGAGAACGAAUGAUACAGACACAAUUUGGCGUGGGCGCACCCCCACAAAAAUGACGUCAUUUAAUAAACGUUGGCAGGAGUUACCGACGCAAAUUUUAUUUGUAUGAGUACAUGAAGAGAAGAGGAGAAAUAUGGACGUAUGUAUGUGAGAAUGGAAGAGUACAUAGCGGGGGAAUGAAGCUCUGAUGGUGAUGUGAAGGUAUAGUAGGAGGGUUGACUGGAGUAGUAGGGUGUCAGAGUAACGAGGGACGUGGUGCAGAAAGGGGGUAAAUAAGAAUGAAUGGAUAUUGUAGGCUGUAGAGACAACUGAGUAGUAGUGGAAGUGGAGGAGGGAUGAAAGAGGUGGCGCGAUCAAAUCGUUGGUCACGAGGGAAGGAUGUGAAGAUGUGAGAGAUAAAGGAGUGGUAUAGUAGUGAAAAACAAGAGACCUCACUCUUUUCUCUGACAAGGACUUUUGAAGGAAGAAAAGAGAAAGGACCGGUGAGAAUAGAAGAGUAAGAUACCUAAACACCAAAGUAUUGGGGGGUAAGAUCCAGGAUGAUGUAAACAGAACACGUGACGCUAGCCAAUGGUCUGAUGUUGCUACUGCCGUUGGGGUCUUUCUCUCUCCUUUUCUCGUCGUCAUCGUCAUCAUCUUCUCGUUCACUCAGCAUGCUACUAACCACUUGGUUUGCAACUCUUUAUUAGUCUAGCGCGGACUAUCGUGUACCCCUUGCCUCGUUGCAUCCGACUGCUCAUUAUUAUCUAACGUGCACAAAGUUUACGGUGAGAUCAACAUUUAAAUUUGUUUUAAAUAAAGUAUCUGCAGUUGACAUCCAAAGGAUUAUUGUGCUCAAGUGAAUUCGGGCUUGUUUGGAAAUACAUCGGAAGAAGCGACGGAUUCGUUACUGGAAUCAUAUCGCGCUACACAUCCGGAUGACGAUAGUUUUACUGAUAUCUCCUGUCGUUCAGUGAACGUCCUGUUGAAUACAUAUAUAAAUGUAUAUACAAAUAUUCAUAUUCAUGCGUACAUGUAGUGUAAAUAGAGCCACGGCGCUGAUGUGAUUGACCACGUGAGAAUCUGGCUUUUGUAAUUGUAGUGAUAUUUAUUUAAAAAAUAUAUUAACAAGUGUCCGCUGACAUGUGUCAGCUUUUUAAUCAUCUACUCUUAGAGGCUGAUAUUUAUCGACCACACCAACAGUAUCUUUAUCAAGACAAUUUAGUUUCAAGUAGAUACACAAAGUUUUACCGGUUAUUUACGAGUACUGUGAAUCUUGUGACACGCCGGUUGACGACAAGCUCAAGUGUAAUUUGAAAAAAUGGUGGCGCUCGUCGCGAUGCGACGCGAACAUACAACAGGACGUAGCAGUAAUUACGAGCCCGCUAAUCCACUUGCAGGUUUUGAUCAUCUCCAGCAAAAUCCGUUCGGGCAUCCAGUGAUCAAUGAAUCGAGAUCACGUGACAUUCAGACUGCUGAAGAUGGUGAGUUACAGGAAUUUGUGGAUAUUGCACAAGUACAGCAAUUGCUACAGCAACAGACGCAGCAUCAACAGCAGCAUCAUCACCAUCAGCAGCCACCACCGACGUCUUGUCUCUGGGGGGCGGUUUACCCGCCGCCUCCACCGACUAUCAGUUAUCCUCAUCACCAUCAUCACCAUCAUCAUCACCAUCCUUCAGAAUCUCACCAGUCAGGCGAGGAGACGCAGUGCGGACCUGAGGAAGCAUUAGCGGCAUCUGCCACUGUAGUAAAUCCAACACAACUUCAGAGGAUGACCAUGGACGGAAUUGAGGUGGUCGGCACGCAGCAUCAUGCUGCAGCCAGUCCAUUCCUACUGUCAUCGCCACCACCAGGACAUCAUCAUCACCAUGUUCAUCACACCCACGCUUCUUACAAUAUCCAAGCAGUCCAGUUAAGUUUUGACGCCUGUCUGGCUUACAAUACUGCGAGCUCAACUUCAGGGAUUCCCAUAGGCCGUGGGACGUCAUCGCCGAUAGCCGCGACCUCCGUCAACAGUGGCAAGGCAGUAUCACUGCUCACUCUUUCAAGUUGUCCUCCAUUACAUUCAGCGAGCUCCGACUCGCCGGAUAUUCAUCACCGACAUCGGCACCAUCACCACCACCAUCACAAUGAUAACCAACAACAUCAUUCUAUCUCAGAGAACCCAGUGUCACCAAGUGAUUCUGUGGAAAAACAAAUCCAACCGCGCAAUGGUGACGACGACGAUGUUUGCAUCGGAAACUGCCAAGACGAUAUGCGUGACGCAACAGAAAAAGAUAAACCGGGUGACUUAAACACCCCCGUCACCACUAGUAGCGAUUUGCCAUCUUUUUUUGGACCCUCCGCUCUCGUAGAACCACCACCAAUAUCAGGUAGUCUAGCAGGCGAUGAUCUCUCUCUUGAAGCAGCAACUGUUGAAGAUGAUGAAACAGUGGUUUCUACAGGACGGGAUCACCACCACCAUCACCACCAUCAAGACAAUACGGAUUCGACAACUGUUAGAGCGCACUCGUCAUCUAGUCCCCAGCGUCAUCAUCAGUCCCAGGAGGACAUUGAACGCUGUAAUAUCCUUCAAGGAGGUGUCAUACUCUAUUCAGCUCCACACUCCUCGUCUUCAGUUUCCUCUACGCCUGUCACCAGUGUCAACAUUUGUAAUGUACCCACGCUCACUUAUCGAGGUAUUUUUACGACAACGUGCACUCAAUCAACGACUCUUAACACUCUCCAGACACCUCAACAGCAACAGCAACAACAACAACAACAACAACAACAACAACAACAACAACAACAACAACAACAACAACAACAACAACAACAACAACAACAGCAACAACAACAGCAGCAACAACAACAACAGCAACAACAACAACAACAACAACAACAACAACAACAACAACAACAACAACAACAACAAACAACUCAAGAAAUCUGGAAUUCAAUUCCAUCCCCAUCUCUCACCUUAACGAGUCAGCCAUUCCUCCAUCCCUCACUUCACUCCGCACCCUAUGGGGGUGAGACUGUGGAAUUACUUCAAGUUGAUUCUAAACCCCCUCCUCAUUCUGGAUAUCACGAUUCGCCGUCUUCCACAUCGACAACUUGGCUGACCAGUCACGAGGACAACUACGAUUCUGGACUACUGUCCCAUCACCAACCUCAUCUCCAUCAUCACCAUCACCCAGAGACAACGCUCAAGCAAGAACCAGUUUCUAACUCUGGAUACAAUCCAGCUGUGCAACACCAACAGUCUCAACCCCAACAGCAACUACCCACACCAGGGUCUGGUGCCGUUCAACUUGCGGAGUAUAAUCCCAGCACAUCUAAAGGCCAUGAAAUUCUAUCCCAAGUCUAUCAGCAAAGUGCUCUGCCUCUCAGGUUAGUCCCAGUUAAGCCCAGAAAAUACCCAAACAGACCGAGCAAAACUCCAGUCCAUGAAAGGCCUUAUGCUUGUCCAGUCGACGGUUGCGAUCGCCGGUUCUCGCGCAGUGACGAACUUACAAGACAUAUUCGUAUCCACACUGGCCAGAAACCAUUCCAAUGUCGCAUCUGCAUGCGAUCUUUUUCUCGGAGUGACCACCUCACCACCCACGUCAGAACUCAUACUGGUGAAAAGCCAUUUUGCUGUGAUCAAUGUGGAAGAAAGUUUGCCAGGAGUGACGAGAAAAAAAGACACGCGAAGGUCCAUUUGAAACAGAGGCUCAAACGUGAGGCGACCCACAUUAACUCAAGGAAUCAUUCUCAAGCUCACGUUUCUUCACCUUGUAAUCAGUAAAUUUAUAAAAUUUUAAAUUUAAAUUAGAGUAAUUUCUUCAGGAAAUAAAUGUUUCAUAUGAUGAGAUUUUAAACGACCCUCACAUAUUUAUAUAAUAAUGUGUGUUUGAUCGUUACUAUUAAAUUUAACAAAAUAAUUUAUAUGAAUUUUUUCGAUUAUUAGUAAUUUUUAGAAAAUGCUAUAGUAUUAAUUUAUCUGAUCUCUGUUGAUACUUGAAUAUCCUCUCACGGAUACCCGAGUCUUUCAAAUGUAAGAACGUGUAAUCGUUUAUCGUUACCUUAGUUUUAAUGGAUGAAAGAGUUUUUCAUUACUCGAAAUUAUGAAAUUAUUAAAUGGCGUCAAUUGUUGGUCCUUAUGAAUCCUUUUUAUCGUGCGUUAUUCAUAUUAAAGAUAAAUAUAUAUUUAUAAAAAAUAAAUAAAUGAUAUUUAUGGUGUAUUGUUUAAUCGUAUAAUUUUUUCUUCACAGAUUUUUCAUUAUUGAUAAUAAUUUAGCUAGUGAAAAAUUAAGGUAAUAUAAACUUUAGCCUUUCUAUGUGAUAAUUUUUCAAGAUUUAUAAAUAGAUAUAUAUCAUUAAAAAAUAAAAUAUUUUUAGCAAAUUUUAAAUGAUGUAUAGUUUUAAAUCACCUGUUAAAACUAAGGUACCGUUUUUUUUUUUUAUUUCUAUUCUAAAUUUUAUUUUUGUUUACAUACUUAGUCAUAUGUUCGUUGAAUUUACUAUUCGUGAUCCGGACACGCUAAAUUUCGGUUGUAACUUCAAUGUCUGAUCAACAACAACUUCGAGUUAAAUUUUAAAUCAUCGAUCGACAGAAAUUUACGUCAGAAUAAAUUAUUUAUACACAGAAAAAGUGGAUUUCUUGGCGUUAAAUUUUCACUUUCCUCAAUAAAAAUUUCUGGAGGUGAGAAAAAAUUUUCCUAAGCAAGAAAAAAUUUUUUGUUUAAUUUGAAUACUUGACAGCAUUUUUUGUUUUAAUUUUUUCUUGAUGUUAAUGAAUUAAAGUAAACUAAUUAAAAGAAAUGUAAUUACAUUAUUCGAUCGUUAUUUAUGGUUAUUACAUAAAAAUGAUAUUGUAAAUAUGUAUAUAUAUACGGCGUAUUAUAUGUAUACAUAAAAAAAAUAUUUAACUGAAUGCAAAUACAGUAAAAAAAUGCCUACAUAUAUAGAGGUAUACUAAUAAAGUUACACCUGGAAAAAAAAAUUGUUAUAAAAUAAUAAAUUUUUUUCUUCUCAUCCAUGAUAUGCCAUGUGAAUACGAGUAAUUAAUUUUAUGUACAUAAUAAUGUUAUAUUUAUGAAUAAAAAUCGUGUAUAUUUUAUUUAAAAAAUAAUGGGUAUUUUACACCCUCUGCACGUACAUACUUUUAAAUACUCGUUGUAUUGCUGAAUAGGCAAGCGUACAUAUUUUAAAUUAUAUAUUUGUAUAUAUGUUGUUGAUAUAGAAUUAGUAUUUUUAUUAAAAUAUUUCUCUAAGUCGAAAAAUAUGUAAUUUUAAAUUAACAAAAAAAUAAUUUAAAAUUGUUUAAUAUGUCUAGGUGCAAUUUACAAGAAGAAAAUAAAACAGUAAUCGUUACCGCAGACCACAGUAGUCUAGCCAAGAAAAAAAUUAGCCCUGUGCUAUACUGUACUCAUUUCUUCACUGUAAAAAUUUUGGUGUAAUGGCCCUCGAGAACUUUACCGCCGUGUAAUGUAAAGUAAAAGUGUAAAUUAUCCACUCGUAAUUUUAAUAUCCCUUUAAAAAAUUGGGAGUUAAUUCGGAGUGAUUUCGGAUUUUAUUUAAAUCUGCAUUGACUCCGAUUCGGAAUUUAAUAAUAAAAUAAAUUUCUUUUAGGAGUGAAUUUCACUCAGAGGGAAUUGAAUAAAUAAACAGUCAUCCGCUCCGGAUUUAUUCCGCUGAUUUUUUACAGUGCAUGGUGUGAUUUUUUUACACCAUCCUGUUACUCGGUAUAAUUUGAAUUCUAAUCAACAAAUGAUAUUGAAAAUUUUUAACUAUCUAAUGAAUAUCUAAAUUGAUUUUAUUUAAAUAAUAAAUAGCCCUGAUUAAACAACUGGAUUCGAUCGAAUUAAACAGAAUUAAAUUUUUAAUUCAGAUAAAUUUUGUUAAUUCGGUACCUAACUUAAAAAUGAAUUCUGUCUAAUUCGGCAGGAAAACCAGAAUUUAUCCAAAUUGAAACGAAUUUAAAUAAUUCUACUCAGUUUAAUUUGAAAAUAAUUCUCAAAUUUCUGGUUUUGACUCCGAAUUAAACUGAAUAAAAACAGAUUCCAAAUUUUUAAAUCCAUUUUAUUCUGUUUAAUUCGAAAAAACUCCUCGAAUUUCUGGUCUGACUCCGAAUUAAACCGAAUUGAAACCAAUUCAAAAAUUUUUAAUCGGUUUUAUUCUGUUUAAUUCAAAAAUUAAAUUUAAUUAAUUACUUUUCUUAACUCAAAAUUUCGAUAAAUUACACAUUUACACGCUUUACGGUGUAAAAAUUUUAAAUUCACCCCGCCUAAAAUUUUUUACAGUGAUUCAAAUGAGUAACUAUUGCAAUAGACAAAGUAAUAUGCAAUUGAAAGAUAUUUUAUUUAUAGUUAACGCAGUAAUAGCAACUGAUUUACUUUCUUCUUGUAUCUUAAAAGAAAAUAAAAUUGCAAAAGAUUUUUAUGUAUAUGCUAAUUAAACUGUUCGAUAUUUACCAUGUAUCGUUCUUUAUUGCUUUUUAUUCUCAUUCUAUCUUUUAUCUCACUUUCACCGAUACCAGAGAUUACUUUUUUACAAAAUCAUAUUAUUGCUUAUGAGUAAUUUUAAAAAAAAUUUUUUUAAGUGAAGUGUAGCAUACACGUGACUAUUUUCAAGUGCAAUGCACAUAAAAUUCGAACUCGCUUAUUAUAUAUAUUUUUAAUCGUUGUUCAAUGCAGCAUUUGAACACCGCAUUACAAUAAUUAUUAACAAAAAAAAAAUACACGUUAACAUUGAUUCAC